Molecule: messenger RNA, 1591 nt
Organism: Cucumis sativus (cucumber)
Lineage: Eukaryota; Viridiplantae; Streptophyta; Magnoliopsida; Cucurbitales; Cucurbitaceae
Product: probable lysophospholipase BODYGUARD 4
Exons: 4
Coding region: 161-1453 (430 amino acids)
Source: RefSeq, a predicted model, not a curated record
UAUUCCAAUACAUCACGUCUCUAUUUCUGUGGCUUUCCUCUCUACACAUCUCUACAUUCCGCCUUCGUCUCUGUUUCACGAUGCCGUAUUUAUACUUCCUUUUUCACCGGCCGGCCACUUCCUCCAUGAGCGAGGAGCCUUCCACAUUUUCUCCUCAUCCAUGGCUUCUUCAAUCCAAUCAGCAAAUUUGCUCAUCAAAUUCCUAACAACCCUCCUCCUCGCUCCUUUAAAUUUCAUCGUCUUCUUCUUUCUCGACUUUCUCGACGCUAUUCUCUGCGUAAUCUACAGGUAUCUUGAUCAGUUUCUGGAAGGGAAGGUCACUGCGUCUGCGUGUUACUGUGGAAGCAGGGGAGACGAGAGGGAGAAUCCUGACGCCGAGAAUGAGCUCUCCGAGACGCUUUAUGGAAGGAGAAACGUUUUCCGGAGGAUUGCUUUGAUUGGAUUUUCUCGAAGAUGUGAGGAUUCUGAGAAGAUGAGUGGUGGUUCGAUGUGGAAUAGAUGGUCUGAUUGUGGGUGUUCGUCAUGUGUUGAUGGGAUGGAGAAUGGGAACCAGAAGCUUUAUGUUGAUGUUCGUCAGCCUCCGCAGGGUAGAAGAGAGAAGCCCGAAGAGAAUGUUAUAUUCCUGCAUGGAUUUCUUUCAUCUUCCUCACUUUGGACGGAAACAGUAUUUCCCAAUCUAUCUGAGACAACAAAACAAAAUUACAGACUAUUUGCUGUUGACCUCUUGGGAUUUGGAAGAAGCCCAAAACCAAGGGAUUCUUUUUACACUAUGAAGGAUCAUUUAGAAAAGAUCGAGGAGUCUGUUAUUCAUCAAUUUGGCUUGAAAUCCUUCCAUUUGGUUGCACAUUCCAUGGGGUGUCUAAUUGCUCUAGCCUUAGCUGCCAAGUACUCCAAAUCUGUCAAGACAAUUACCCUUGUUGCACCUCCUUACUUUCCUUCGAAGGAUGGGGCAGCUAUGACAGUGCUUGAAAACCUGGCUGCAAAGAGGGUAUGGCCGCCACUGUUGUUUGGCUCUUCAGUAAUGUCCUGGUACGAGCAUGUGGGUCGAUGUGCUUGUUUUUUCAUUUGCCGAAACCACAGAAUAUGGGAGUGGAUUCUAAGGCGAAUCAAUCCUAAAAGGAAUAUCGACUUCAGGGUGAUCGAUUUAACGAAGCACACUCAUCAUUCAGCUUGGCAUAGCAUGCAUAAUGUGAUCUGUGGGGGAGCAAAGCUGAUGGAUGGCUACCUGGAUGAACUGACCAAAGCUGGAAUCAAGAUUGACAUCUAUCAUGGCAACCGGGACGUGGUAGCUCCGAUCGAAUGCAGUUACAACCUGAAGAAGAAGGCUGUGGAUGCAACUGUUAACAUGGUGAUAAAUGCUAAUCAUCAAACCAUAAUUCUGGGUAGGGAAAGGGAGUUCACAGAAGAUCUUGAGUCUAUAUGGUCCAACACUGCCGAUCUUGAGAGAGCUUAAAAUUAUUGUUUUACAACACAAUGGUGGAGUAGUCCAUUUUCAGAAGAGUAAAAAAGUAGGGGAAUGUGAAGUUGAAAAGACUUUUGUAGAGAAUAAAUCAUUGUUUGAAAAUUCAACGAAAUUUGCCUUUAGUUUGUA